UAUCUUCUUUUUCUUCAUUCCCCUAAAGUUUUCAACUUUUUUUUUUUUUUGAAUUUCUUCAAGAAAACCUACAAAAAUGUCCAUCAGAAAAUCAAAUAAGUUGUCACAUGCUGCAGUUUUGAAGCAAAUUCUAAUAAGAUGUUCAAGUUUGGGAAUGAAACAGGGCUAUGAUGAUGAAGGCUAUCACCUUCCGAUUGACGUGCCAAAAGGACAUUUUGCAGUUUACGUUGGAGAAAAUAGAACUCGAUACAUUGUACCUAUUUCUUUUCUGACUCAUCCUGAGUUUCAAUGCCUCCUUCGAAAAUCCGAGGAAGAAUUUGGCUUCGAUCAUGACAUGGGAAUUACAAUUCCAUGCGAAGAAGUAGUUUUCCGGUCACUAACUAAUUCCAUGGUCCCUAUUAAUUAAUUAAUAGAAGAAAAUUAAGUGAAUAUUUAAUUUUGUACCAAAAAAAUUUGGUGUAUCUUUUUUUUUUCUUCUAACAUCUAAUUUCUUCAUUCUAUUUUUUUAUUUUUUGGAUUUUGGUGUAUUUUCUUGUAUUGUCAUUUAACCUGACCUAGGAACCACAUUGUAUUAUUAGUAAUGUUUUUUAUGGGUCAGAUUCAGGUUUGUAAAAAGAUCUUGGAUAUUUUUUCCUUGCAGUGGUGUUAUUUUGCACCACUGAGAGAAGAGAAUGUUUUGUUUGUCAAUUUAUUCACUA
Messenger RNA from Solanum dulcamara, 698 nucleotides. Its product is annotated as protein SMALL AUXIN UP-REGULATED RNA 12-like. Gene Ontology annotation, biological process: response to auxin. Bases 77 to 406 code for a protein of 109 amino acids. The record is from RefSeq and is a predicted model, not a curated record. The transcript has a single exon. Lineage: Eukaryota; Viridiplantae; Streptophyta; Magnoliopsida; Solanales; Solanaceae.